This is a messenger RNA of Sphaeroforma arctica JP610, 1258 nucleotides long. RefSeq lists its product as hypothetical. The transcript is spliced from 2 exons. Bases 113 to 1018 code for a protein of 301 amino acids. Lineage: Eukaryota; Ichthyosporea; Ichthyophonida. The record is from RefSeq and is a predicted model, not a curated record.
UUUUAUUUUUAUAUUUAAAUGCAGCGUGAUUACAGAUCAAUCCGUCAUAUUUCAUAUCACAGACCCACAUUGCACCCUAAGUAAAUUUACAUACAAAGUAUCCCUAGUCACUAUGGAGUCCAAAACAGAGAUGUCGGCAGCUGAUGACAAUGACAUUUACGAUGAUGACGGCAUUAGCACCGGAGGAGAAGCACCCCCAUUCAGAAAUAAUGGCCGCUACUGCUGGGGUGGCAUGACCAAAUGCGCUUUUAUUGGCUUGUGCGUGUUUAUAGGGUUCGCUGUCUUCAUCGCUAUCAUGGUACCCGUUAUUUUCAUCAGUGUCGGAGCCAGUAUGGCACAGUCUACAACCGAUAACACAGUCAUUACGAUCACGAACUCCUCAUUGACCUACUGGGGCCAGAACUACAAGACUAGCUGUAGUCCUAAAGGUGAUUGUGGGGCACGACUUGCGGAAGAUGAUGAAGGCAACUCCACGUGCAACAUCAUUGCAACUCCAGUGUGUAACGCUGUACCCACUACUAUCCCCAAUCUGAUGGUUCUCAAUCAGACUCUAAAGUUUAGUAACGUUGCUAUCCCCGGUGUCCUUCAAGCCGGACGUUACGAUAUGCUUUACACCAAUGAGAACACUGGUGAUCCCGAUAACUACCCAUCAUCUGACGGGUUGAUCCUCAUUGGCGACUUGUAUGUACCCGAGCUUGAUUUGCACGGCCUUGAGAACAACGAGGUCACAAUCCCGGACGUUGAGGUUAUUUUGCGUGUGCGUAACCCAGAAUUCUUUUCCAGUAUGUCUGCCUUGGCUUCUGCUCCUGGUAUGAAAGGAAUUUGGAACCAGCAGGCCGGAAGCGCCAUUGUGGAGGCCAAUAUAUUAGGCACCAAGAUGUACUACAAGGCCAGCAUGGCUUCUUGGAUCUACAACAAGAAUCUAAACCAAUGUGAUGGUCCCAUGGCGUUGCUCCCUCCUUUCUCAAGUAAAUGCCCAUGCAAGAACGAUUGCAUCGAUAUGGCGGCUGGACAUUAAAGUAUAUAGUAUGAUUUGAUGUGUGGACUAUGGUAUGUACAUCCAUAUAGACGCUUCUGCGACUAUUCCUUAGACCAACAUAAGUCGGUAAGAAAAUAAAGUAUAUAUUUAGAAGCAUGGCCGAGAAGGAGUAGAAAUUUCAAAGUCAUAGAGGAUCAGGGACUCAGGGUGAGACAGUCGUCAGUCUGGCCCUGGAGCUGCUGUACACUAAAAAACAAAAAUAAAAACAAAAUUCAUACC